This is a messenger RNA of Lagopus leucura (white-tailed ptarmigan), 1789 nucleotides long. RefSeq names its product phosphatidylcholine transfer protein (gene PCTP). Lineage: Eukaryota; Metazoa; Chordata; Aves; Galliformes; Phasianidae. Bases 41 to 685 code for a protein of 214 amino acids. Gene Ontology annotation, molecular function: phosphatidylcholine binding; phosphatidylcholine intramembrane carrier activity. The transcript has 6 exons. The record is from RefSeq and is a predicted model, not a curated record.
CCGCCUCCUCCUUCUGUUCCUCCUCCUCCCGGUGCGGAGAAUGGAGACGCCGUCGCCGCGGGGUUUCUCCGAGGACCAGUUUCGGGCCGCCUGCAGAGAGCUCGGCCAGACGGCGCCGGGGCCGCCCUGGCAGCUCCUGGUGGAGAGCAUGGGCGUCAGCAUCUACCGGCUGUACGACGAGCAAUCAGGACUUUAUGAGUAUAAAAUCUUUGGAGGUCUAGCUGAUUGUCCCCCAAAACUCUGUGCAGAUGUCUAUAUGGAUUUAGAGUUCAGAAAACAGUGGGAUCAGUAUGUUAAAGAAUUGUAUGAGAAAACGUAUGAUGGUGAAAAGGUAAUCUACUGGGAAGUGAAGUACCCUUUUCCUCUCUCAAACAGAGAUUAUGUCUAUAUUCGUGAAUGUCAAGAGAUGGAUGUUGAUGGGCGGAAGAUCUGGGUUGUGUUAGCUCAAAGUGUGUCUGUUCCUCAGUGCCCUGAAAAGCCUGGGAUUAUCAGAGUUAAAAGUUAUAAACAAAGUCUAGCAAUUGAAAGUGAUGGCAGGACUGGAUCUAAAGUCUAUAUGUACUACUUUGAUAAUCCUGGUGGCAUGAUUCCAUCGUGGCUGGUCAACUGGGCUGCCAAGAGUGGUGUGCCUGCUUUCUUGAAGGAUAUGCAAAAAGCUUGUUGUAACUAUUCUAGAAGAGCAUAGGUCACAUUUGAUCUGAAUUAUUUAAUUCCCAAAGUUCUGCAUUACAGAAUGGCUAUUAUGUAACACACUGGAUAAAAUCUACCUCUAAUAUUGGAAAGAAUUUCUGUUGUUGCUUUAUGCCUUGAAUCUUAUUAGACCUUUGUUUCCUUCUCCAAGGGAAGUUCAUUGCCAACAUGUAAUACCACCAUCAGCUGCCUCCUUUUCAUAGCACGUACAUUCUGUCAUGUCACCCAUGCUUUGUUUGUGCUGGUUGUCAAAGGCCAGAUAGAGUUUACUGAUUAAAGCAUCACAUCUUUGGGCAAGAGAUAAUAGCUUUUACUAGGAAAAAUGUCUGAAUUUAUGCUGAAAUUUCUCUGCAUGUGUUACGUCUGGGUCUCUCUUUGUGGCCUUGCAGGGUGACUUACUGAAACUGAAUAACACAACUCGCAUUGCUUAGGAGGAAAUGCUUUUGCUACCUGAAUUUAUCAUACUUAAAAUGAUCCUCUCGACUGAAAAAUAAAGAUUAGCACAUAAAGGUAAAUUACCUGAAGCCUGCAGUAAGCUGUGAUGGCUUUAAGUUCAGAUAUAAAAGGAUGUGUAUGUAAAGCCUUGCAUUCACAUCUCGGGAUGCCUAUAUGGAAAGUAUAAAGCAUCAGCUGUGUCUAGCCAGCAAAAAAAGAAGUUUGCUUCCAUGGUUAAUUUAAUGGAAGCAGCUUGGACACCAGCUCUGAAUUGGAAAUAAUUCAAUUUUUACAAUUGGAUGCUUGUAACUGCUUUAGAGAUGCUUGUUUCCCUGCUUGUGAAUUAACUUGAUAUGAAAGUCUUGGUGGUUUUACAUUUUUAACACUGAUGUAAAGAAUGAAAAUGUUCAUUUUGGAUGGCAAUCCACGAGAAGCACAACCAAGCAGGAAGUUACUUUUGCAGCACUUUUGCAGGGGAAGGACAGAGUUCAGCAGAGUUGAGAGAUAGUCUCAGGGAUUGAAAAUAUUUUGCAUCUUUACUAAAUCUCAUCUUAUUGCUGAACAAAUCCUGUGAUGGAGUAAGCUUAUAUUGCUAAAGAAGAAAUGGUUGAAGUUCUUGCCUUUAUACUUGGUGUGUUUCCAAUAAAUCAUUACUGUAUCUGUA